Messenger RNA from Myxocyprinus asiaticus (Chinese sucker), 2602 nucleotides. RefSeq lists its product as uncharacterized. Lineage: Eukaryota; Metazoa; Chordata; Actinopteri; Cypriniformes; Catostomidae. The record is from RefSeq and is a predicted model, not a curated record. Bases 698 to 1660 code for a protein of 320 amino acids. The transcript is spliced from 5 exons.
AUCACAAUCCGAAUAGCGGCUCCCAGAGCCAAACCACAUUUAACACAUUAAGCAACUGAUUCUGGUAAAGUGCCGACGAUACCAGCAUAGGAUAAAUAAUACUGCGUCAUUGUUUUACAAUUUUAGAAGUUUGAAUGAUCAUUCAGGAACGCCAAACGCCUUAAUUUCACCAGAGCGAAGUAAUUUCCUUCUCUUAUAUUAUGUACAGUGCGUCAGAGAGCAACAUGAUGUCUAGAUUAUGACAGUCUGUCUUCCUUCAAUUUAGACGAACACGAUGACGAUUAAAUCGACGGAGAACUCACUUGACAUGCACUUUAUGGACUUCAACGGACUUCUGUGGUAACAAAAGAGCUAUUUAUACCCAUGGCACAGGGCUUCAGGAGCAACUCGGACCAUCUCCCUCCCCAUUAAACACACACAUGCACAAAAAUACACACUUUCACUGGCACACACAUACCGUAUGUGCACACAUCUAUGUUGAAUCUCCUUCCCCCUCACUGUCUUUCUCUAUUUGUUUUGCCAGCCUGGCCUGUGGAGACCAAGCCCACCCAACCAUCCUCCCACACACUGUGAAAUCCACACCCCCUCAGAGGUGUAUUGAGGGGUUUACUGCUUUACGUCGUCAUGGCAACGAAGUUGUAAAAUUAGAUAACUUUACACAGAAAAGGAGAGGACUCACCAUCCUGCAGAUCCAGGAAUGGAGGACAGGAGGCACCUGCCUCCAGAUGGUGGUGGCAACCCCAAACUCUCCUCCUCAGCUGUCCAAUCAGAGUGUGACAAGGAGAUAAGAAUGGUCAGGAAGGAACAAAGUGACCCAGAGACCUCUACACAAAUGCGUGUACAAAAAGAUGAUCUCUGUGAUGUGCCUCACAAGGUGCCUCGUUUCCAGUAUGUGGACUUUCCAUCUCUGCAUCAGUGCAUCCAACAGCUUUCUGUGCCUCCUCUGAAUGGUUGGCUGGGAUCUUGCUCUUUGGCAAAGGCACCAAACCAUAGACCUGCCAGUCCCAAAGAGAAGGUGCCCAAGUUUAAAUAUGUGGACUAUCCCUCUCUCCACCACUGCAUUCAGCAGCUUUCUGUUCCUCCGUUAGAAAGCUGGAGUGCAGGGCUGGUCAGGCUCAAUGCAGAUGGAAGACAGGAAGGGUCUGGGUUGCAGAAGAGACCUUCUCAGCCUGGGACUGUGAGAAACAACCAAAAAGCUGAGAUGAAUGAGACUGGAGAUCAGAACAACAAGGAAAGGAGCAGAGUUGCAGUAUUUUCUUUCUCACACACAAACUCAAUAAUAGGGAAGGAAGAGAGGCCUGUGGGGAUUCCCCACAGAGCUUACACCUCAGACAGUGAGAGAGGAUCACCAGAGAGGGUAGAUAAAGGUAAUGCACUAGAUUGUGCUUCCAGGUUCGUAUCUGGUUCUGGAUCUCAGACAGACAUAGUGGUGGUGAGAAAAGACAGACCGUCAGUUAUUAGUAUGGUGCACAGAGACAAGAAGCAGCACUGGACAAAGGCAGAUCACCUGGAAGUUCAAUGGAACUCUUCAGAUUCAGUCGAACAGGUACCAUGGAAUACUCUCCCAGAGUCAGUGUGCCCAUUCUGCCAACAGAUGUUCACAAAUCAAGAGCAGUUUAGAGCUCACCAGCGGAGCCAUAGAGAAAAGAGACCAAACUGAUGGGCAAAACGGAAGGUUCACCUGCUGAGUGAGAGCUGCUUUUGGCAAACAGAUCAUGCCACAUCAUAUGGAAUCUUAUCAUCAGUAGCCUUCUUGUGUUAUGAUGGCUACAGUAGUGAUUGCAGGCAUGACUCUGAAGAGAUCAAUUAUAUUUUUGGGAAAAUGUAAGCAUUUGUCUUGAUUGAGUCUAAAAAGGCCAAUAUUGGACAGACAGAAAUGCACAAGCAUACAAUGUGUUUGUUUCUAAACACACAUGUACUUGCGAGGGUAUAGACACACAGUGUAUUCAUUCAUGAUGUCAAUAUUUACUGCUCUACAUAAGGACCACCAGACAUAAUGGUGUUUCAGCUGAAGGCAGGGGAUUAGAACCAGAUUUAUAGUCUCUUCCAUACAUAUAUUGUUGUGCUUACAGGUCCCUGAGGGGUGGGUAAAGCACAACGGGCUGGUGCAUCAGAAUGACUUUUAUUACAUAUGGGUUUCCCCCACUCUGUAUACAUGGUGGCAGGCUAAAUAUUUAGCUUUGGGUGCCUACAAAAUAAUGGCUAUUGUUUAUGCUGCACAAACAAACAGGCUUGUUAAUAAUGAUUUGUUACAUUAGCUUUUUAUUGUUUUGUAUUUUUUCUUAAAGUUUUUUUAAACUAAUGUAUAGAGGCUUCAAUUUGGUAGAUUUAAAUAUUUUAAAAAGGUACUGCUUGUUUUCACGUGUUUAAUCGUGUGAGUAAAGACUUUUUUCAUACUGACAAAAAAUUCUUGCUCUUUUCAGUAUAUGCUUGUACUAUGCACUAAACCUGUUUGACAGGGUAUCUCUCGGUUUUGCAGAUUAAAUUUUCAAACUUUUUAAAAACAAAAGGGUAUGUAAACAAGAUGACAUCCCACAUCCCAGAAACACAGUGAACCCAGCAGAUUAACCUCAUUUCAUUCUACAGCAUGCACCAAAUACAG